Spirometra erinaceieuropaei is the source of this 384-nucleotide messenger RNA. The record is from the annotation of a GenBank genome assembly. Lineage: Eukaryota; Metazoa; Platyhelminthes; Cestoda; Diphyllobothriidea; Diphyllobothriidae.
AUGUUCUCUGCCAUGCUGAUGGACGCCUACCGCGAUGAACGUCCUGGCGUCCGCAUGGCCUACAGAACGGAUGGCCACCUCCUCAAUCAGCGGCCGACGCACUUCCAUUUGCGUGUAUCCAAAACGACCGUCCAUGAACUUCCCUUGGCCGACGACUGUGCCCUGAACGCCAUCUCGGAAGGGGACACGCAAAGACGCGUGGGCCUCUUCGCUGCCGCCUGCGACAACUUCGGCCUGGUCAGCAACGCGGAGAAAACGGUGGUUACGCAUCAACCGCUACCCGACGCUGUCUACGGGACAACCCAAAUCAACGUUAACGGCACCCAACUGCAAGUCGUGGACAACUUCACCUCCCUUUUCCGCAUCACCAAGAUCGACGAUUAA